AUGGGGCUUUACUUGUCCAGCUACGACUGGUUGAGCACCCGCUGGCGGGGGCUCGCAAACGCCGACGCCGACCUCGACGACGGGGUUUGUUGGCGGCGGGGGCUGCGGUCGAUCGCGGUGCACACCCCAUCCGCGGUGAUUGCCCUCACGAGCGGGUUCCUCGCGGAGGUGGUGAGCUGCGUGGUGUGGGUCCCCAUGGACGUCUCGAAGGAGCGCUUGCAAUCACAGCCGCCAAGCCUGCCGGGGCGCUACCGAAAUAGCUGGGAUGCCUUCCGCACGAUCGCCCGGUAUGAGGGAUUGUUUGGACUUUAUCGCGGGUAUACGUCGACGUUGUGGAGCUUUGGGCCCUUUUCGGCAGUUUACUUCUUCAACUAUGAGAUUUUCACGGGUCUUUUGACCAAGUUCUAUGGAAAUGAUGGCAUUUCGACUGGGGCUGAUAAGGAUCCUAACAACAUCAACCAACGAACUCGUGUCCUCAUCGCGCUUGGUGCCGGAGCUGGCGGCAACAUCGUGGCGUCUCUCACGACAAACCCUCUCGAGUUUGUCAAGACACGAUUACAGGUGCAAAGGGCCAUUUUAAAAGGUAAUAAGAGUCCCCAUUAUAGGUAUCAAUAUCGAAGUCUUUAUGAUGGGUUGCGCACCGUUAUCAAGGAGGAGGGCGUACGGGGCCUGUGGAAAGGGGUGGGAUGCCGGAUGGCACAUGCCGCACCUAAUGCCGCCCUGGCCAUGGCAUUUUUUGAGUAUUUCAAGGCAAAAUUUGGAAAAGCCUAA
Messenger RNA from Phytomonas sp. Hart1, 771 nucleotides. NCBI's taxonomy places the organism in Eukaryota, Euglenozoa, Kinetoplastea, Trypanosomatida, Trypanosomatidae. The record is from the annotation of a GenBank genome assembly.